Triticum aestivum (bread wheat) is the source of this 1808-nucleotide messenger RNA. RefSeq lists its product as uncharacterized. Lineage: Eukaryota; Viridiplantae; Streptophyta; Magnoliopsida; Poales; Poaceae. The transcript is spliced from 8 exons. The record is from RefSeq and is a predicted model, not a curated record. The coding region runs from base 363 to 1451 and encodes 362 amino acids.
CCGCACCAUCCGGUCCAGUCUCCCGCCAUCCCACGUUCUAUCGUCCCCGGCCCCGUCUCCUUCCAUCGCCGCCAGCCGACCGGAGCAAGGUUGACGUGGCGAAGGCGAGGUGCGAGCUGGUGACGCCCUGGUCCCGCCCCGAUAUCUGCCGCUUGCAGGCCUGUGGCUUGGAAAGGGGCGCUGGCAUUCUCUUCUGGGGACUCGGUCGCACAGAAGGAGGACCAGCCAAUCGUAGCGAGCAUUGAUGUGGGGAGGUGUGAGCCGGUGACGCCCUGGUACUGCCCCGAGCGACCGUGCAGGGAUCUGCCGCCUGUAGACCCGUGGCUUGAAAAGGGCCAACACUGGUUUCAGAAUUCUUUAAUAUGAACGCAGAUGACGACAAGUCUGUUGGGUCUGCACUUACCCGUCAAGUUGAUGGCAUAAGUCAGAUUUUUGUAAAAGAUAUUGAUGGCCAAAAAAUGAACCACCCCUGUUCUUUGCACUACUACAAUGGAUUUAUCAAAUUGGGUAACAAAAUUGAGAAUUUGGAGUCAAUUGAUGUAACUGUAUUGGGCUUCAUAGAUACUGAAAUUGGAAAGAUUCAUUAUGACAAUCUCGCAAAUUUUGAUCAUCCUGGGAUAAUUGAAGCUUUCGCAUAUGGGGUUGGCAAAGGACAGCACUCAAAUAACUCCUUUCUGGCUGUCACAAAAUUUGAAACAACAUUUGAAGGAUACCUUCGGAGGGAUGGUCUAUUGGCGACUGAUCAGCAAAACCGAUUCACUGAGAGCUUCAUAAACUUGCUGAGGGAUGUCAUUGUAGCCAUGGAGGAGCUGCAUCGUCAAGGCUAUUAUUGCGCAAAGUUUCAUGGAAGUCAUUUUGCAAUCAUAAACGAAGGCGGUUCACAAAGGGCGAGAUUGUGGAGGUUUGGUAAAAUUAAAGGAGAUACUGAAGCAGCAAUAAGCGAGUCCAAAGCUAACGAUUGGGUAAGGUUGGGAUACAAGAUUGAGAAUGUAUCGCUAGCCCCAGAGUCUAAAGAUCUUUUUAAGAGAAUUAUCGACAGAAAACUGCAAGGGAGAAACAUCCUAAAGCAUUAUGCCUUGUUAACUGUCAGAGAAAAGUUUGAGAAUAUUUUAUCCUUGAACCAAUAUAUAGCACUCCACUUGAAGGAACCACAAAUGGAACGUGAACAUCUGAUAGUGUCUAAUCUGAGUCUACAAACAUUGGAGGAGAAUUUGGAUAAAAUACAUGUUUGGAACAUGCUUUCCUUUGUACAAUUAACACGCGUCAGAAAAACAUUAAGGGGCUUCAUAUACUCCUUGAGAACAAUCAUUGAACAUGAAGUUCAGUUCCUUACACCCGAGUUGCUGGCAGAAGGAAUAUUCAAGGAUCUUGAACACUAUUUUCAACACGAAUGGAAAUUAUUAUACCAGAAAGUGCAAGAGAUUGCAAUGGAAUUGAAUUUGAAAUAUUGAACGUGAAUGAUUGCGUUAAGUUUCUUGCUCAACGAGGAGCUCCAGGAAUCGUUCAUCCAGACACUCACUGCCCUGGUUGCGGCUACAUCUGCCAAGUCCAAGAACAAGGCUGCAAGGGAUCAGGUUGCCACUGCCUGAUGUUCUGUGCUGCUGUGUCUUGGUGUUCUUAGAUUGUUCCCAUGAUAGCACAACCCUCUGUUUGCUGGGAGUGUGGUGGUCACCGAUGUUCUGAGCCGGGUUGUAGAACCUGCUGUUUUAUCUGCUAUGUCUAGUGUCGUGGUUGCUUUGUGGGAUGUCUUCCGUGGGAGUGAUUUCUGUUGUUGGUCACACUGGAAAGAGUGUGUGUGUUUGUCCCAA